Corvus hawaiiensis (hawaiian crow) is the source of this 1683-nucleotide messenger RNA. Its product is annotated as C-terminal-binding protein 2. The transcript is spliced from 9 exons. The coding region runs from base 1 to 1440 and encodes 479 amino acids. Lineage: Eukaryota; Metazoa; Chordata; Aves; Passeriformes; Corvidae. Gene Ontology annotation, molecular function: transcription corepressor activity; NAD binding; oxidoreductase activity, acting on the CH-OH group of donors, NAD or NADP as acceptor. The record is from RefSeq and is a predicted model, not a curated record.
AUGCCUCUCGCGUGGGCCAAGUCCCGUCUUUCCGGUUCCGCCGGAGCGGCGCGGGCGGCGAGUGACGGGUCUCGGGUCCUUCCGCGGCGCCGAGGGCGGCGCGGCCCCGCCCGGCCCAUGGACCGGCACAAAGUGAAGCGGCAGCGUCUGGACCGGAUCUGCGAAGGCAUACGGCCUCCUAUUGUGAAUGGCCCAAUGCCAGCACGGCCACUGGUUGCACUCCUGGAUGGACGAGAUUGCACUGUGGAGAUGCCCAUCUUGAAGGAUGUUGCUACAGUGGCAUUUUGUGAUGCUCAGUCAACUCAGGAAAUCCAUGAAAAGGUGCUGAAUGAGGCAGUAGGAGCUCUGAUGUAUCACACCAUUACCCUUUCUCGUCAGGAUCUGGAGAAAUUCAAAGCCCUCAGGGUCAUUGUGCGUAUUGGCAGUGGCUACGACAAUGUUGACAUCAAAUCCGCUGCAGAAUUAGGGAUUGCAGUUUGCAACAUCCCUUCCUCCUCAGUAGAGGAGACUGCUGACUCUACCCUUUGCCACAUCUUGAACCUCUAUCGCCGUGUUACUUGGCUACAUCAGGCUCUGCGGGAAGGGAAUCGAGCCUCAAGUGUAGAACAGAUUCGAGAGGUGGCUGGAGGUGCUGUGCGUAUCCGUGGGGAGACUUUGGGCAUCAUUGGACUAGGCCGAGUUGGACAGGCAGUGGCUCUGCGAGCCAAGUCCUUUGGCUUCAACGUGAUUUUCUAUGAUCCCUAUCUGCCGGAUGGAGUGGAGCGAUCCUUGGGUUUACAACGAGUAGGAACCCUGCAGGAUCUACUAAUGCACAGCGAUUGCAUCACAUUGCACUGCAGCCUGAAUGAACAUAACCAUCACCUCAUCAAUGACUUCACUAUUAAACAGAUGCGUCAGGGCUGCUUCUUAGUGAACACAGCCCGGGGAGGGCUGGUAGAUGAGAAAGCUUUAGCACAAGCCUUGAAAGAGGGGAGAAUCAGAGGAACAGCAUUGGAUGUGCAUGAGUCUGAGCCUUUCAGUUUCACUCAGGGGCCAUUAAAAGAUGCACCCAAUGUUAUCUGCACCCCUCACACUGCCUGGUACAGUGAACAGGCUUCCAUUGAAUCCAGAGAAGAUGCAGCUAAAGAGAUCCGCAGAGCUAUUACAGGUCACAUACCCGACGCUUUGAGAAACUGUGUUAAUAAGGAGUACUUGCUGUUAGCAGCUCAGUGGUCCAAUAUUGAUCCUGCAACUGUCCACCCAGAACUCAACGGAGCUGCAGCUUACAGGUUUCCUCCAGGAGUAGUGGGAGUAGCCAACCCUGGGCUACCAGAACCACCAGUAGUGGAAGGGAUUGUAGCUCAUGGGAUCCCUCCUGUUUCUCACUCUGCACCACGUACCCCUUCCCCAGGAGAGACAAGCAAACUGGAUGCAGACAGAGAGAUUCCUGCUGACCAAUAGCAGCGUGUUUCUCUCCCCUCCUUUGGCAGCAGAAAAAAGUAGGAGGGCAUCUCCUCCUAGGACCUUCUUUAACACCCUACAGACACUGUUUCCUGUUCACAUGGGACGGGAGAAUGCAUUUCAUUGCUGACAAACUUUAGCUCUUGCCUUUAUUUUGUAACCCUUUAGUUAAAUUUCUUAAUGAAUCUUUCUCCUUCCCUGGGGCAUGGCAGCAGUGACCUUGCCUCCCCUUGACUUCACGAA